AUGGUAUCAAUUAGAUAUGAUUGUCAACACAAGAAUGAUUCCAUGACAGACUGUUGUCGUGGAACAAUUCUUACUGAAUCAUAUAUUCUUACAACAGCUGAUUGCAUUGAUAGCUUACCGAGUGAUAUAUCAUUAGUUGAUGUGACAAUUGUUGCUGGUAUUCACCAUCGAUUUAAAUCAGAUCAAAUAAUUCGACAAGUUGAUCGUAUUAUUAUUCAUCCAAACUGGAAAAAUGAUCGUAAUAGUCAAAAGCAUAAUAUUGCACUCUUACAUUUAUCAACUUCACUGGAUUUCACCAUAGAUAAAUAUAUUACUCGAAUAUGUCGAUCAAAAGGCUUCAGUUUACUGAAAGAUGUUUUACAAUAUCCAUCGAAUAGUACUCGAUUAUUGGUUAUGGAAUGGGAUCGUACUAAAGAACGCCCUGAUACUAUAGCAUUUAUGAGUCUACAACAGUAUGAAGUAUCUUUAGUGGAUAACAAUGAUCCAAUAUGCCAAGGAUUGGUUUAUCAUGUCGAACAACAAUUUUGUACGAGAUUUUAUCACAAUACCAAAGGUUUGUUUUGA
Molecule: messenger RNA, 564 nt
Organism: Rotaria sp. Silwood1
Lineage: Eukaryota; Metazoa; Rotifera; Eurotatoria; Philodinida; Philodinidae
Source: the annotation of a GenBank genome assembly